AUGGAUUUUGAAGCAGCCUACAUCGUUGAUUCAGUGGAAACGCCGACUACAUUCAAGUCGGCGAUGGAAUCAAGCGACUCCGGCAAGUGGAAAGAAGCGUGUGACUCGGAGUUCGAUUCGCUUCAGAGAAACGACACGUGGGAAAUCGUGCCUCUUCCGAAGGUCGCAAGGCCAUCGGGUGCCGAUGGGUUUUUCGUGUAA
Molecule: messenger RNA, 201 nt
Organism: Peronospora matthiolae
Lineage: Eukaryota; Oomycota; Peronosporomycetes; Peronosporales; Peronosporaceae
Source: the annotation of a GenBank genome assembly